Porites lobata is the source of this 3535-nucleotide messenger RNA. The record is from the annotation of a GenBank genome assembly. NCBI's taxonomy places the organism in Eukaryota, Metazoa, Cnidaria, Anthozoa, Scleractinia, Poritidae.
CUUGUGGAGAUGAAAACAUGGCGAUAGUUGUGGCAGUGGGCUUGCGAGACUGAUGUGAUUUUUCCACCUUGUUACUCGUGAAAUAAAGAUUCAAAAGCAACGCAUGGUUAGAAAUAAUGGAUGAAAGAGAAAGGGAAGAUUUUGAAGGAGGAAACGAACCUUGGGGCUUUACAAAUUGGGAGAAACAAUGCAUUGAAGACCUCGAGUCGCAAGAAGAUGUCGACGAGAGAUCAACAUUUGAAAAAGAGCAGGCUUUGCAGCGGUUAAGAAAUUUGUUUCAGAACGCAGCAACAGCUUGUGCUCAGCUUUAUAAAGGUAAGCAGUUUUCUUUUACUUAUCUUUAAGCCGUUUCAUUUCCGUGAAGUUUACUGCGUCAACACAUAGUUUUAAAAUCGAAUGUGAAUCUUGUACAUCUAUAUUGUUUCUUUCAGAACGACACACUCGUAAUCAAACCAGUGAUCGCUUAUGGAGCCCGUUUCAGGAUACGGCAAACACAAUAACGCUUCUUUACAAAGGUGCUUUUAACGUUCAUUAAGUGACUAUAACGUAAAAAUGUCUAGCACGUCCAACCAUAGCGAAACAAGGCAUUUUGCGCAUGCAUGGGCGGUCCUCUCUGCGCAUUUCCCUUUUACAACAAUAUGAAAGCAUAUUAAUUUGACUACAAAUCUUGAAUAUACAUAUUCCGUUUUUGUAUGAGAUUUCUUGAUCUUUUUUGUUCCUCAUUCUUCGCCAGUAACUCUAUUCUUAGUUCGUCUUCAAUCCGAAGGAGACCUUCAGUGAUUUGGUUUUCGUAUAAUCGAGUCGCAACUUCGUCUCCUGUUGGUCAAAUUUACAAUCCCUUUGCAUUAAUGUUUAAGGAAACAAGUUAUUAAUCUGAAAUUGUGCGAUUAUUUUGUAAUUUAUUUGCUAUGAGCACUCGACCUUUGUAUUAACGGUGGACACUUUGUGCAGCGCUUGUUCUUAUGAAUGAUGUAACUUUAAUGCGUUGCGUCGAUAAUCAAUUAACUUAUUGUUGUAAAGAUGUGGAUACAUGGCAAACAUAUGUUUUUAUAGGGUUUUGUCUUUGUAAUUAAAUCUGUGUUUCUUUUCCUUUUUUGUGGGCUGUUAGUCAGGCAUCAAUGUGACUUAACAAAACAUCAUUAAGUUGGAAAAUGGGAUAUAAAUUGGUUGGCAUUUUAUCUGUUUCUGGGAAACAAAGUUUUGUUAAAAUUGUCAGAUCUUCCAGUCCAUUGCCCUUUCCACUCAGACAUACAGCGAGAUGUCUAUUGAGCAGACACUCACAAAAUCCUUGUUAGUUUUUGCUGCAGAGCGACGGAAGGGAGCGAGCAGCAACAUAAUCAGGAUUUAAAGGAAAUAUAUAAGGGGCAACGAAUUCUCGAAUUCAUCACUUUUUACCACAAUGCAUUGCAUUUAACCACACUUUUUACCACAAUGCAUUGCAUUUAACCAGAGUGCAUUGUGCCACGAACAACUCAAAUAAAAACACGGGGAAGUGCGGUGGGUGAGAGACUUAGAGUUUUCUUUGUGGCAAAUUUUCUACAGCACGGUUAGAGGUCUUACCAAAUUUUAAGACACGCAGGAGUCUUUCAGAUGAGUACGGUGGUUAACUUGGGGAUUGGAUUUCAAUUCAAGAGCCUUUUUUGACUUGUCCAGGUGUUAAACCUGACGAGAAGAUGAGCAUUUGCUCUUCGACUCCGCAACACGGGGGAUAUACAAAUUCCAGCUUGCUAGAAGGUGAUGUGAAAGUGAGAAAAUGUCAUGCAAUGCUAUUCUUAAGAAACUGUAUGAGCCGAAAAUGGAUGUGAUUUUGACCAUUCGCUUCAAAAUAACAGCGGAAAUCGAGAUAACAAAACAUAUGUUUUGUGUCCUACUUUGCAGACGAGGGCGAGUAUCGGCAUUUUGAAAAGCAUAAUUAUGUUCUUUCAUUCAUUUAUUGCCAUGGAAUAUGCGUUUACAUUGUUUUUUCACUGCUAAUAGCUCAGUUAAUGCGGCUGGCGAUCAUCUUGCCGGCGGAAGUUUCAUGGAAAAGGAAUAAAAUGAAAGACUUUUCCUAAAGACUACGUAAUCAGCCUCUGUGGUGUAGUGGUUAGGUGUAGUCACGUGGAGUCGAAUGUGCCGGGUUCGAGUUCUACUGAAUUAUUUACUCCUUCUUUCUUUUUUUUUCCGUUUUUUGUGUUGUUGUUUUCUAUAAAUUUAUAGCUAAAUAACUGUUACUUAAUAAAGUGCAACAAACAGCAAGAAAAGUAUUGUGUUUCCAGAGAAAAUAUCGUGCACCAUAAAUAUAUGGAUAAACGAUCUGAAUUUCUAUUAUUUCCUACAAUUUAUUGUGGGAAAACUAGAGUUGAUAACCACUUGAUCAUUUUCUAAACAACGUUCCCACGAGUUCUUUCUAUAGACUGAUAGUAAUUAUUCUGGUACUUUCCAACAUGUAAAUAGGACAUUCAAUGUCAUUUUUGAUUCUUUUAAGUCUCACUGCUUAACUAAUGCCAGCAUCAACAGAAUGUGCCGCAGCAUUACUAUCUUUUAGAUACCCUAGUUGCUAAUGUAAUUUAUUGCUGGUUUGCAAGUCACAAAAUCAGAAUUCAAAAUAAAGCACUGUCAAUUCUGCAGUGAGAUGUUAGAGGAGCUGAACACUCACAUCCUGAUUUGGCUUUAAGUUUUCUUAUUAAGCACAUGUAAUUGUCAAACUUUUGCUUGAUGCAGCAUUAAAUUGGCGACAAGAAUACUGUCACUGAGCAACAUUGAAUCCGGUGAGAAUAAACCUUAGUUUAUUGAGGGUUUCUGUGACAUGUUUGCUUAUGGUAUAUUUUUUUCUUGCAGAUGGAGCUGAUUCUUACAAGCGUGGCAUGGAACUGGGAUUUCAGUCUGGUUACCAAAAGCGUAGCAGAGAUGUUCUUUCUUGGGCAAAGAAGAAAAAGAAAAUUAUUCUUCGUGAGGAACUGUUAUCUUAUUUGGCGGGCCGCUCUCCUCCCAGACGGUCUCAGGAUGCAAGACAAACUGUGACUGCAACAACUUUAGGAUCAAAUUCAAUGGUUUUGCCCUCUGAAACAGACUCUGAUAGUGUUGAAACUGGUGUGCAGUGCUAUGGUUCACCUUUUGAUUCUAUUGCUGUUCGACCAGAGAUCAAUGCAAAUUCUUUUUUUGCUGCCAGUGGAGGCCUAGGUUCUUAUCACAGUCCUCGUCGCAGGAGUCAUUCAGAUGCAAACUUUGGUGACACUGAAGCAAGGGAGGGGAGAAAGCGGUCUGCAUGUUCAGCCGACAUUGUUAUGGAGUCACCAUCACACAAACGCAAUCGUUAUUUCUGAAGAGAGUGAUAUAUGACCUUGUUAUGUUGAAAACUAUGAUAAUUAUACUUUUGCAAGGUUAACAAAACAUAAAAUACUGUAAUUUUCAAGCUAUGUGGUUGAGGUUCAGGAUCAUGAAGCUUUUGAUGUGUGAUCUUACAGAGCACUACAGCUGCAUAAGGACUCAUAAAAGCUUUAGGUGUGCAUGUGAUUAGUUGAUUUAUUUUGAAUUGUUUACUACUUGAGAUGGA